This is a messenger RNA of Poecilia reticulata (guppy), 551 nucleotides long. The record is from RefSeq and is a predicted model, not a curated record. Lineage: Eukaryota; Metazoa; Chordata; Actinopteri; Cyprinodontiformes; Poeciliidae.
CUGUGACGUCACGUGACGCCGCUUCGGGGAGCACGUUCAUUGGCUGGAAGCUCCCACGCAGGAGGAGCUGAUCCGCACAUUUUCCUGCAGUUUGACACCGAGUCUGAGUCCUGGGAUGCAGCAGCUCUGGGCCGAGCCGAACCGAGCCGGCGGGGUAAUCACAGCAUCACUGAGAGCCGCACGCAGCCGCGCGCCGGGGCAGCAGGGAGCAGAUUGACCGGAGGGACAGAAUGAGCCACAACACCGCGGACACGAGCACGCUGUGCCUUUUUGAUGUAGACGGCACGUUGACGGCCGCGAGACAGAGCGUGACUCCAGAGGUGAAGGCAUUCCUGGAAAAGCUGAGGACUCGGGUUCGGGUCGGAGUGGUUGGCGGCUCGGACCUCAGUAAGAUCAAGGAGCAGCUGGGAGACGACGUCAUUCAGAAAUCAGACUAUGUGUUCGCCGAGAACGGCCUGGUGGCGUACAGACAUGGACAGCUGCACUCGGUCCAGGUGAGUGACCUGGAGCACAAAAUAUCCUCCAGGGGGCGCUAACUGUGUCCUCCAGGG